Molecule: messenger RNA, 1370 nt
Organism: Oncorhynchus masou masou (cherry salmon)
Lineage: Eukaryota; Metazoa; Chordata; Actinopteri; Salmoniformes; Salmonidae
Product: UV excision repair protein RAD23 homolog A-like
Exons: 9
Coding region: 210-1277 (355 amino acids)
Biological process (GO): nucleotide-excision repair; proteasome-mediated ubiquitin-dependent protein catabolic process
Cellular component (GO): cytosol; nucleoplasm
Molecular function (GO): proteasome binding; polyubiquitin modification-dependent protein binding; ubiquitin binding
Source: RefSeq, a predicted model, not a curated record
UACACUGCACCUACUUCUGAGUUUGGUGUCAUCAAAGAUGGCGAUUUGCUGAGUGCUCAUGGACACAUCUCAUGGUCAUGGAUAAAUAUUAUCUUGCUUGAACUUGUGGUUAUAUUUGGGGUUUAAUGUAAUUUCUGUUUUACUUUUGAAUAUUUGAAACACAGCUGUAAUUGAAGCGCAAGGGAGAAACAGCGUUAGCUACCGCAACAAUGCAAAUCACGUUAAAAACACUGCAACAGCAGACAAUUCAAAUUGACAUAGACCCAGAUCAAACGGUGAAGGCACUGAAGGAGAAGAUAGAAGCAGAGAGGGGAAAAGAUAACUUCCCAGUGUCUGGACAGAAGCUCAUAUAUGCUGGCAAAAUCCUGCAAGAUGACACACCUAUUAAAGACUACAAAAUUGACGAGAAGAAUUUUGUUGUAGUUAUGGUAUCUAAGGCAAAGUCUGCCACAGCUGCUUCAACACCUUCCUCAGAGGCACCCAAGGCCCCUGUCCAGGACUCUGGGUCCUCGACGUCUGCGGGCCCGGCCCCUGCAGCCAUCCCUAUCCCCCCAGAGGAGCCCACACCUACAGUCGCAGAGCCCCCAGCUCCAGCCAGCUCAGACCUCAGUGUAGAGGUUCAGGGGGGAGAUGCCUCCUCUGCCUUGGUGACAGGAGCGGAGUAUGAGACCAUGCUGACAGAGAUCAUGUCUAUGGGUUAUGAGAGGGAGAGAGUGGUAGCUGCUCUCCGGGCCAGCUUCAACAACCCCCAUCGGGCCGUGGAGUACCUCCUCACUGGCAUUCCUAGCAGUCCGGUCCAAGAGACUAAUCCCCCAGCACAGCUUCCUGCAUCUGCCCGCACAGGCACAGAGACCCCUACUGUUGCUGAGGGAGAAAACCCUCUGGAGUUUCUGCGUUCCCAGCCUCAGUUCCAGAGCAUGAGGCAGGUGAUCCAGCAGAACCCCUCACUGCUGCCAGCUCUGCUCCAACAGCUGGGCCGGGAGAACCCACAGCUCCUACAGCAAAUCAGCCAGUACCAGGAGCUGUUCAUCCAGAUGCUGAAUGAGCCGGCGGGGGAGGUAGGAGACGUGCCUGAGGUGGGGGACCUGGGUGCUGCAGUGGAGGAGGGAGCUCCAGUCAACUACAUUCAGGUCACACCUCAGGAGAAAGAAGCCAUCGAGAGGUUAAAAGCGUUGGGUUUCCCCGAGGCGCUGGUGAUCCAGGCCUACUUUGCCUGUGAAAAGAACGAGAACCUAGCGGCCAACUUCCUCCUGAACCAGGGCUUUGAGGAUGAAUGAGAGGCGCUGGCCUGCCCUCCUCUCCAGCCCAGCACAAGGACUGCACCCCACUGUAGAGCAACGAUCUUCAGGUCAUUUCAGAUGGAGGGGGAG